Selaginella moellendorffii is the source of this 2314-nucleotide messenger RNA. Its product is annotated as pentatricopeptide repeat-containing protein At3g12770. Gene Ontology annotation, molecular function: RNA binding; protein binding. The transcript is spliced from 5 exons. Lineage: Eukaryota; Viridiplantae; Streptophyta; Lycopodiopsida; Selaginellales; Selaginellaceae. Gene Ontology annotation, biological process: RNA modification. Bases 523 to 2130 code for a protein of 535 amino acids. The record is from RefSeq and is a predicted model, not a curated record.
CGCAAGGCGACGCGGCGGCAGCGCCCCUCCAUCGGAGACGAGAGCGCCGUGGAAGAAAUCGACGCCUUGGAGGUUUUCGAGCACUUGAGGGAUAUCCGCGAUCCGGAGCAUCCAUACUCGCUGGAGCAGCUAAAUGUGCUCGCUGAAGAGGGGAUCGAAGUGGACGAUAAGCAAAGCUCUGUGAGGGUCACAUUUACUCCCACAGUCCAGCACUGUAGCAUGGCAACGCUGAUUGGACUGUGCAUUCGAGUGAAGCUCAUGCACUCUCUUCCACCUCGCUUCAAGGUGGAUAUAAGAGUGGCACCAGGUUCUCACUCUACCGAGGCUGCGGUGAACAAGCAACUUAAUGACAAGGAGCGCGUUGUAGCGGCAAUGGAGAACCCAUACUUGGCUCAAACCGUGCGGGAUUGCCUAGCUCCUCUAGAAGAGUACGAGUGAGUGGAACUCUCAUCUUGUAAGUUCCCAAGAAAUAGAUCUUCCCAAGUUCGCAGAUAAUCUAGCAAACGUGCUCGCUGGAUCGAGAUGGAACCACCACAGUCCAGGUAUGCUCAGCUCAGGCAGGAGUACGCGACGAUCCUCCGGAAGUGUGCCCGAUCGAGGCUGCUCGAGGACGGGAGACGUGUCCAUGCCCGGAUCAUCCACAGCGGCCACACCCGCGACAGGUUCCUGGGCAACUUGCUCGUCCAGAUGUACAGAGAUUGCGGGAGGCUGGAAGAUGCCAGAGCGGUGUUCGAUAGCAUGCCCCUCCGGAACGAAUUCUCCUGGGCGAUCAUCAUCUCGGCAUACGUUGGGGCCGGCAAGGAGCAAGAAGCGCUCUGUCUCUACCGAGCUCUCGUCCGUUCCAGCACGGAGAUCCAGCCGGACGCGUUCAUCUUCUCCAGCGCUCUUGCCGCUUGCGCUAGAUUGAAAUGCCUGGAGCAGGGGCUGGAAAUCCACGAGCAAAUCGUAAAAAGAGGGAUCAAACAGGACGUGGGUCUUCAGAAUGCGCUAGUGACAAUGUAUGCCAAGUGUGGUAGAAUCGAUCGGGCGAAGCAGGUGUUCGAUCGGAUCACGCACCGGGAUGUUGUGUCGUGGAACGCAAUGGUUGCAGCAAAUGCCGAAGCUGGGCAUUUGGAAGUAGCUUUGAAGAUCUACCAGGAGAUGGCGUCUGCUGGUGUGAAGCCCGAUGCUUUCACGUACGCAAGCGUUCUUAACGCGCUCGCCUGCUUGGGCCGGAUAGAAGAGGCAGUGCUGCUCCAUUCCCGGCUGGGCUCCCAGAUCGAGACGGAUACCAUCGUCGGCACCGCGCUGGUCAGCUUGUACAGUGGCUGUGGGAGAUUGGACUGUGCGAGAUCGGCAUUCCGAAAGAUCUCUAGGAGAGAUGUUCUUUGCUGGAGCACGAUGAUCUCGGCAGAAGCCAUGGCGGGGCACGACAGGGAAGCGCUGGAGCUAUACAGGGAGAUGAUCCUCAGCGUGAGACCCAACGCUUCCACUCUUGCGACCGUUCUCGCCGCUUGCACGCGCUUAGGCGAUCUUUCCUCCGGCGCCCUCGUUCGCGACGGAGCUAUCCAGUCCGGCCUCGACAGGGACGCAGUCGUGGGCACGACGCUCGUCAAUCUCUACGCGCGGUUUGGGGAUGUGAUCGCCGCACGGGAGGUGUUUGAUCGGAUGAAGGCGAGGGACACCAUCUCCUGGACUGCGAUGGUGGCGGCGUAUGCCCAGCACGGGCAUGGCAGGCAAGCGAUGGAGAUCUUCCAGGCGCUGUGCUUGGAUGGGAUCCAUCUCGACGAGGUGGCCUUCACUAACAUCCUGGGGGCGUGCAGCCACUCGGGAUUGCUGGACGAGAUCUGGGAGUGCUUCGUGGCGAUGAGAUGUGAUCACGGGAUUCAUCCGGGAGCGGAGCACUACAGGUGUUUGAUCAGCGCUCUUGGGCGAUCGGGCAGGAUCGGUGAGGCGGAGGAGUUGAUCAAGAGCAUGCCAUUCCAGACGGAUUCGAGGGCGUGGAUGGCGCUGCUGGAUGCAUGCAAAACCCAUAAGAGCUUCGAGGUUGGAGUUGGCGCUGGAAGUGAGAUGCUCCAAAGCUCGCGUCUGGGUGGUGGUGAUGGAUCUUUAUAUGUGGCAGUGUCCAAUCUAUACGACAGCCAUUGUUGAGCGAGCAGAUAUAAGCAUUGUUAAGAAGAUAGGCUGCCAUCUGCUCUAUUAUUCAAAUAAAAGGCUUCUAUUGCUUACAAGUAAAUCUAAAGUAUAAUUAUAUUAUUUCUUUAUUGCUUGAUGAUGAAAUAUUUCUGAUUUUAUGUGAUAAUCUUCAGUCUCAAUUUGUUAGAUUUUGCAAUAA